This is a messenger RNA of Scylla paramamosain (green mud crab), 3183 nucleotides long. Its product is annotated as serine protease filzig-like. Gene Ontology annotation, biological process: proteolysis. Lineage: Eukaryota; Metazoa; Arthropoda; Malacostraca; Decapoda; Portunidae. The record is from RefSeq and is a predicted model, not a curated record. Gene Ontology annotation, molecular function: serine-type endopeptidase activity.
AUGCACCGAGGCAUAACUAAGACGAGGUGUGGUGGCGUGGGGACCAAGAGGGACUGCGUGGUGUGGGACGCGUCACUCACGCCUACAAUGCACUCCACAUCCGGGAACUUUCACUCCCGCUCAGAUCUGAAACCUCCAGGGAGCGGGAAGGAAAGGAAAGAGGGAGGUGCGGUGGAGCUUGAGUGUUAUGCUAUGAACGAGAGGUUGGCUCACUCUGGCUUCACUUCAACGCUGUCGCCACGUGAUGUAAACAGUGACCGCUCGCUGGCAACACUGGUGCGGCCGAGAGUGAAAGUCGUUGACUCGCGGCAAAACAUCCCACCCUCACGCUGCCUCUUGCUUCCUCGCUCUGAGUCACCUUGGUUCCUCUCUCGUCCUUCCCUUCCCCAUCUCCGUGGCGUAGAGAAGGGAAUGGCUGACCUGUCCCUUCGCAUCCUCCAGCGGGUCAUCCGGAAAUCCUGGUUGGUAAGGUGCAGCGAGCAGGCAGAAGGUGACAGGUUGGCGGCGCAAGACAGUGCCAAGGUCAAGCCACCUUCAGUGUCUCCGUCAGUCCUGAGGAGGAAGACAAUCAAGAGGCACCACCGGCAGCCAGAUCCAUCGGCGUGGACGUGCUUGCCUCUGGAGCCCCACGGCGAGCUGACGGAGGAGCAGCUGCGGGCCCUGGCCGAGGAGGGCGGGGACCGUGAGGCGCGCUUCCUGGGCAUCAGUGAGAAGCUUUGCUCUUAUGGCAUCGGGAUUAACUGCAACAACAGGAAGCUCUCUGGGCCCAUCAAGACCCACUAUGGGCCUCCCCCGAAGCACGUGGCCAUUCCCUCAAACUCCUACGGCGUUCCUCUCCCCAAGCCCUCAAGCUCCUACGGCGUCCCUGCACCCAAGCCCUCAGGCACCUAUGGCGGCUACCCCCCACCCCCGUACCCCAACAGGAAGCACCAGUACACCCCAACGAAGGCCGCAUCCUUUUCCCCCUUCAAGGGCAUCAUAUCCGCCCUGGAGCCUUACCUCCCGGGCAGCACCAAGCCCAAAUACCCCUCCAAAGACAACCACGGACUCCUUGGCUCCUCCUACACCGCCCCUAACCCCACCUACGCCCCUCUGCUCCCCUCCUACCACCCCGCCACGCCCAAGCCCGCCUACGUGGCGCCUAGGCCUUAUGUAGUGCCCGCCAAGCCCGUGCACCUGGCCCAGAAGGUGGACUACGUGGCACCCAAGCCAGCCUACGUGAACCCCGUGCACACGUACACCGUGACGGUGAAGGAGUCCGUGCAGCCCACCAUUGUGGAGCACCACUCCCACACCCACACCCACGUGUACAAGGACGACGCAGCCAACGCCGCCCACCACCACGACGACCCCUACUAUAUCCAGGGAUCCCAGCAGGUCUUCAAGCGCCAGGAGUCAUCCGUCAAGCCCCACGGCGCAAACAACAUCCAGGACCUUCUCAGCCAAGAUCACCAGCGCCACGAGACUCGCGUGCGCGUCACCAGCAGCGUCUCCUCCUCGCAGGGCACUCACGUCACCCAGCCGCAAAACUUCCGGCCAGGCAAGAUCGAGCAGGGCUUCAAGCCCAUGAACACGGUGCCCGACACCCUCUUCCGCUCACACGCUGACCCCAUCUACCGCGAGGACUGCCAGUGUGUGUCGGUGUCCUUCUGCGCCGCCCACGACGUGGUGCUGCCCUUCACCAGCGACAUCAGACAGUUCCUGGACGCCCGCAACCAAGAAUCUGACAUCCUGUCCAACGCCACGGAGACAGACCAGGUCCAGGAACAACCCGCCACGGAGGAGCCGCAGCAGAGCGCCGUCAGGCGAGGCCGCGUGCUGGGUCUGUCUGCCGAGAGGGUGUACGUCAGCGGCGCCAACGAGACCACUAACGACACUGCCUUGGACGAGACCGUGGCGGAGACGGUGACGGAGCAGCCCCUGACUGAGGAGGUGGAGACCGAGACCGAGGAGGGUGUGACCGAGGAGGCUGUGACCGAGGCCACCCCGACUGAGGAAGAGUCCCGCGUCAGGAGGGACGUGGAGGCUGAGGAGCCCGUGGAGGAGACUGCGGAAGACACACCUUCGCCUGCGCCUGCUGCCGCCAUUCCCCGUCAAGGACGCCAGUUGACCGGCUUCACCCCCGAGGGGGGCGGCACCUGCGGCUUCGACCAUGUGUGCUGCCGCCGCCCAGUGUUCCGCUCCGCCGCGCGCGAGGAGCCGCACCGGUACUCCUGUGGCCGCCGCAACGCCAAGGGACUUCUGGGCCGCGUCAAGAACCCCAGCGUGGUGUUCUCUGAGGGAGACACGGAGUUCGGCGAGUACCCGUGGCAAGCGGCCAUCCUCAAGCGGAAGGACAGGGACAUGAUGUACGUGUGCGGCGCCGCGCUGAUCCACAGCAGAUACGUGCUGACGGCGGCUCACUGCGUGGACGGCCUGAACCCUGCCGACCUCAAGGUUCGCUUGGGCGAAUGGGACGUGUCCGCCAAGUCUGAGUUCUACAAGCACCUUGAGAUGCGCGUCACGGGACUCUACACUCACCCUGAUUUCUACGCCGGUAACCUCAACAACGACCUGGCGGUGCUGCGCCUCGAGAGCCACGUGGACUUCGCCAACAACCCGCACAUCACGCCCAUCUGUCUGCCGGAGGAGGGUGCACAGUUCCACCAGCGGUGCCACGCCACGGGCUGGGGCAAGGACGCCUUCGGCACCGAGGGAGAGUUCAGCCACGUGCUGAAGGAGGUGGAGGUGCCGGUGCUCGCCAGCAGGGAGUGCACGCAGAGGCUCAGGCAGACCAGGCUUGGGGCCACCUUCAGGCUGUCCCAGGGGGCGCUGUGUGCCGGGGGCGAGGAGGGGCGCGACACCUGCCAAGGGGACGGCGGCGGCGCCCUGGUGUGUAAGGGCCACGACGGCGCCUUUCAGCUGGCCGGCCUCGUGUCCUGGGGCCUCGGGUGCGGGCGCGCGGGCGUGCCAGGAGUGUACGUGGACGUGGCUCACUACGCCCACUGGAUCCACGACAUCACCGAGGCACACUAACACCUCCCUUUCCCUCCCCUCCACACCCAGGCGUGCCCUGGUGACACUGUAAGCAUACAUUAUGCAGCUUUCUUGUGUGUUACGCGUCCUGUGAAGCUUGACUGGCUGUCUGCCAUAUGUAUUUUUGUUGUCCUUUACUAUUUAAUUUAAUACAGCGUUACGUCAGCA